Messenger RNA from Aphidius gifuensis, 740 nucleotides. It is a transcript of the gene Hsc20, whose product is annotated as iron-sulfur cluster co-chaperone protein HscB. The transcript has 3 exons. Gene Ontology annotation, biological process: protein complex oligomerization; [2Fe-2S] cluster assembly. Gene Ontology annotation, molecular function: ATPase activator activity; protein-folding chaperone binding. NCBI's taxonomy places the organism in Eukaryota, Metazoa, Arthropoda, Insecta, Hymenoptera, Braconidae. The record is from RefSeq and is a predicted model, not a curated record. The coding region runs from base 41 to 718 and encodes 225 amino acids. Gene Ontology annotation, cellular component: mitochondrion.
UCAUAAAAAUACAAUUUGGGGUUAUAAUUAUUGCCAAAAAAUGCAUCUAAUUUCUUGUAAAAAAAAUGAUUUUCUUAUUACAAAAACAAUUCAAAAAAUAUCAUUAUACAGUAGUGAAACACCAAAUAAAUGUUGGCAGUGUGAUUAUCCAUACAAGUCUGAAUUAUUUUGUCAAAAAUGUAAAACACUACAAAAACCACCAGAAAAUUUAGAUUACUUUGAAAUAUUAGGUGUUAAAAAAAAUUACGACAUAGAAAGUAAAGAAUUACAUAAAAAAUAUACACAAUUACAAAAUAUACUUCAUCCAGAUCGUUUUGGAAGAAGAACAGAGAAAGAACAAGAAUACUCUGCAAAUUUAUCAUCACUAAUAUCAAAAGCAUUUGCAACUCUAAAACAUCCACUUGACAGAGGUAUAUAUUUAUUAAAAUUAAAUAAUCUCACAAUAUCUGAUACAACAAAAGAUUUGAAGCCUGAAUUUCUCAUGGAAAUAAUGGAAAAAAGUGAAGAAGUUGAAGCAGCAUCAAAUGACAAAGAUAAAAUCAUAAAAUUAAUUCAAGAAAUAACAGCUGUUUUAGAUGAACUAUCAAAAGAUAUUUCUAAUGCUUUUAAUAAUGAUGAUCUUGAAAAAGCAAAGUCAUUACUUGUUAAAAUGAAUUACUAUGCAACAUUGGAUAAAGUAUUAAAAAAAACAAAACAAGAUUUAGGCAUUGUUGAUUAAUAAUUAAAAAAAAAAAAUAUUA